Messenger RNA from Serpula lacrymans var. lacrymans S7.9, 1557 nucleotides. RefSeq lists its product as uncharacterized. Lineage: Eukaryota; Fungi; Basidiomycota; Agaricomycetes; Boletales; Serpulaceae. The record is from RefSeq and is a predicted model, not a curated record. Bases 42 to 1484 code for a protein of 480 amino acids. Gene Ontology annotation, molecular function: metalloexopeptidase activity. Gene Ontology annotation, biological process: proteolysis. The transcript is spliced from 9 exons.
GGUACUGGCAAUUUACCACGUCAACAGCCAACAUACCAACCAUGCUCACCCACAGCUCUCCUCUCACUUUUCUGCUUCUGGCGCCAUUUGACGCUGCUGUGUUUACUUCCGACCCUGUUCCUCGCUGCUUGACCGACAAUUUCUACGGUAUUUAUGGCGGACAAGGUAUCUUCAGGUUCCAGGAUCCUUCAUGUUUUUCUAUGCAGCUAUCUGGAAGCAUGGAAAGCGGCUCAUUCAUACCAAUGUCUCAGGACGUGCAACAGCUAGUCUGGGUACACGAGGCAUCCAUCGACGAUAGCCUCAAGACUUCUCAGCAUGAAACAGACGUAUAUGACUUCCUUCAGUCUUUAACAACUGGAAAGUUAGCUGCUGGACCAGAUUACAUGAAUCAGGAGAUCUUUUCUGAAUAUUCGAGCGAACCUAUAUUCGAAUUGCUACACAGCACUCCUACGUCUGCCCUAUUCUCAACGAGCCGGGAGUUUGCUCUCAAGGUCGACAGGAUCUUGCCGCCAUUCUGGAAAUCGGCUCUCCUUCCCGCUUCUCCUGUUUCAUUCAUCCCAAUUCCAGCCCCCGCAGCCGAUCAUGUUAAAUCCUUGCUCAAGUCUCUGAAAUUUGACCCUGUUAUUUCAUCUAUCGUCAACAGUAUAUCGUUCCCGCAAAUGAAGAAUGAUAUUAGGUUCCUCACAGGCGAAGAUGGGAUAUCAGGGAUUGUUUCCAGGCAUUCAUUCUCUGCUGGUUCCCGUGUUGCUGCCAAUUGGUUGUUACAGCGCUUCGAGGACACCGGCGCAAAGUGUGAACUGAGACCAUUUUUGGAUGGCUUUGCGCCCAACGUGGUCUGCCGUUACGCAUCGUCUGUCGACACGAAUGCAACUGUACUGAUUUCUGGUCACUAUGACUCGCGAGGAUCUUUCGGUUAUCAAAGGGCUCCUGGUGGCAAUGACGAUGGAUCAGGCGUGACUGCUUUGCUUGCAAUCGCCCGCACUAUUGCACGUAGGGGCAUCACAUUCCGUACCAAUGUCGAGCUUGUUGCUUUUGCUGGAGAGGAACAAGGGCUUUUGGGAUCAAAAGCAUACGCUCGCGAAAUGUAUGACGCUGAUGCUAACAUUACUCUCAUGAUACAAGCCGACAUGUUGGCAUAUCACGCACCGUUCGAGGCUCCUCAGCUGGGUCUUCCUCUCUCCAUCGGAUCCACGGAUGUUGCUCAGCUUGUUGGAAAUAUCUCAGAAAUUUACAGCCCGGAGUUGACGGUAGGAUUUACGCCGGCAUGCUGUAGUGACCACCAGUCGUUCUUUGAGCUAGGAUUCCCCUCGACCCAGGUGUUUGAGCGUGCGGGACCUAUCGCCGACCCCAUGUAUCAUAACAGUGGUGAUUUGAGCGAACGCUCUGGCUAUGACAUGCACCAAGUAAGGUCUAUCGCUAAAGUCCAGUUUGCAACUCUUCUCCAUGCUUCUGGAUUUGAUCUCUCUGAAGAUGAUCUGCAAUAGCCACUAUGCACUGAAGCGGCAUAUCGUCUGUAAUGUUUAUAAGAUAAUAUUAUUUUCUCCGUUCGGAACCAUU